GUGUCACACUAAUAUUGUCUGCACGCACAUCUUUCAGUUACAGCUGCUUCAUCAGCUUCUGCUUUCAGUAUUAUUUCUCUCUCUCUAGGGCGAGUACUCAUGGCGGCUGCGGCGAUUGUGUCGCCGUACCCAACGAGGACGACCAUUAAGAAUGAGGCUUUGAAAGCGCCGUCGUGUACCAGUGGCAGCAGUAGUCGCAGAGUGAAUUUGGGGGCUGGAAAUGGAAACUUCUGGAGAAACUCAGAACUAGGGGCAACAUUCAACAAGGAGAAGAAAAGACCCAAUUUGCGAGUAGUCUCCGCAACCAAGAACAAAACGGGUAGUGGAAUCGCAAACAAUGAAACCCCAGUCACCCGAUCUAAGGUGAAACGUCACACGAUCUCAGUGUUUGUUGGGGAUGAAAGCGGGAUAAUAAACCGAAUUGCUGGGGUUUUUGCUAGGCGGGGAUACAACAUUGAGUCUCUUGCCGUUGGUUUGAACAAAGACAGGGCUCUCUUUACAAUAGUUGUCUCUGGAACUGAAAAGGUUUUGCAACAAGUUGUAGAGCAGCUGAACAAGCUCGUGAAUGUCUUGAAGGUGGAAGAUCUCUCAAGGGAACCUCAAGUAGAACGCGAAUUGAUGCUCAUAAAGCUUAAUGUAGAUCCAAGCAACAGAGCCGAGAUCAUGUCAUUAGUGGACAUAUUCAGAGCAAAAAUUGUUGAUAUAUCAGAACACUCACUGACUAUUGAGGUCACUGGAGACCCUGGAAAGAUGGCUGCUGUUCAGAGAAAUUUAAGCAAGUUUGGAAUCAAAGAAAUUGCAAGAACUGGAAAGAUUGCUUUGCGACGGGAAAAGCUGGGUGAGACAGCUCCUUUUUGGAGAUUUUCUGCAGCUUCUUAUCCAGAUCUUGAAGGGUCAACGCCUGUUGGUGCUCUUUUGGAGAACACUAGUAGACCAGUAAAUGGCAAUAUAAGUACCUCUUCAACGGGCGAUGUUUAUCCUGUGGAGCCUUAUGAUGACUUCUCAGUGAAUCAAGUUCUUGAUGCUCAUUGGGGUGUUCUCUAUGAUGAAGAUUCAACUGGGCUUCGCUCACACACUUUAUCUAUUUUAGUUAAUGACUGCCCUGGAGUUCUCAACAUAGUUACUGGGGUUAUAGCUCGAAGAGGUUAUAACAUUCAGAGUCUAGCUGUAGGGCAUGCAGAAAAGGAAGGGAUUUCUCGCAUUACUACUGUUGUUCCUGGAACAGAUGAAUCUAUUGGCAAGUUGGUUCAACAGUUGCACAAGUUGGUGGAUCUUCACGAGGUUCGAGAUAUUACCCACUUGCCAUUCGCAGAGCGGGAGCUGAUGUUGAUAAAGGUUGCCGUGAAUGCUGCUGCUAGGAGGGAUGUCCUUGAUAUAGCCGGGGUUUUCCGGGCCAAAGCUGUUGAUAUGUCUGACCAUACAAUAACACUAGAGCUCACAGGAGAUUUGAACAAGAUGAUUGCACUGCAGGGAUUAUUGGAGUCCUAUGGCAUUUGUGAGGUGGCAAGGACUGGCCGGGUGGCAUUGGUGCGGGAGUCGGGUGUGGAUUCUACGUACCUCCGGGGAUAUUCUCUUCCAUCGUAGUACUGCCUGGAUUGCAAUAGCUAGUAGUUCUUCUCUUUCUCGCAAAAGGGAAAAAGAAACUCAACGAUGUUUCAUUAUCCUGCUUUUAUGUUAGCUGGCUGGAAGAGUAGGGUUACGUUGUUCAUCAAACUUCAGAUGAAUAGGUGCUCGAGAAACUGGGAAAUUUGAUACUUCAUCAUAAAUUUUCUACGUUAAUACCAUUAUGUUAUACCAUCUGUACUAAUGACAUUAUAUUAUCCAUUCGAUUUCGUUCUUUUAGUAAUCUUAAACUAUAAUUUUCUUGUUC
Molecule: messenger RNA, 1870 nt
Organism: Cornus florida
Lineage: Eukaryota; Viridiplantae; Streptophyta; Magnoliopsida; Cornales; Cornaceae
Product: acetolactate synthase small subunit 2, chloroplastic-like
Exons: 12
Coding region: 100-1584 (494 amino acids)
Biological process (GO): L-valine biosynthetic process
Cellular component (GO): cytosol
Molecular function (GO): acetolactate synthase activity; acetolactate synthase regulator activity
Source: RefSeq, a predicted model, not a curated record